AUGGACAAUAACAGUAACAAUAAUCGAACAUCAGUUACUGCUAAUUCAUCUUCAAAUGCAACUACAACAUCAACAACAACAACAAUAACAAAUCCAUCUGCAUCCUCAUCUUCUUCAUCAUCUGCUACAUCAUCAUCAAUUCGACAAAGUCAUAAACGAACAUUUUCUGAAUCGGAUUCAUCAUCACGAACAGAACGUCAUUUAUGUUCGUUUUCACAUUUAUGGAUUAUUAAUUAUCUUUCAUCAUAUAUUGAUGAUUCGAAUUCUACUUGUCUUCAAUCGGAAUCAUUUUCACCUGUUAAUACACCUUAUUCAAAUACACGUUGGAGUUUAAAAUUAUAUCCACGUGGUUUAAAUGAAAAACAACAUACAAAUAAUAAUAUAGCUAUAUUUCUUAAAUAUGUUAGUGGUACAAUGCCAACAAUAAAAGCUAAAGCUGAAUUUAGUGUUGUUAGUCGUAAUAAUGAACUUGUUAUGUUACGUUCAACAAAUUUUCAUACAUUUUCAUCUGGAAAUGAUUGGGGUUAUUCAGAAUUUCUUGAUGGAAAUUAUUUAAAUUCUCGUCGAAAUGAUCUUAUAACAGAUGAUCGUCUUCGAGUUUAUGUUCGUGUUGUAUUAGUCGAUGAAAAAGAAACAACUACAGGUGAUUUACUUCGUCAUCCAAAUCAUCAUCAUCAUCAUCCAGCAUCAAUUUUACCACCACCACCACCGCCACCAACAUCAACACCAACACCAACACCAACACCUGCACCAUCAUCUCAACAUUCAAUUCAACAACAACAACAGCAACAAUCUAGUGCUAUACCAAAAACCCAAGCAUCAACAUCAUCAUCGUCAGCAUCAUCAUCAACAGCAACAUCAAUGAAUAAUUCAAAUCCAUCAAGUACAUCAACAACAUCAUCAACAAUUAUAUCCGGCUUAUUUACAGAUGAUAAAGAACGUUUUAAAUCAUUAGAACUUUUAUCAGGUCAAGUAAAAACACUUUUGGAUGAUGAACGCUUUGCUGAUGUACAUAUUCAUGUUAUACCUAAACAACAAACAACAACUCAACAACAACAACAACAACAACAACCAAUUAUUAAUGAUGAUCAUAGAAAAUCAAAUCGAAUUAAACAUCAAAGAAUAUCUUCAAAACAACAUCAACAACAUCCAUCAUGUUCAUCUUGUCAUUGUACAUCAGAAAAAAAUAAAUCUCCUAGUACAACUAAUGAACAAAUAUCCGAUCAUCAUGAACAGUCAUCGUCAGUUAUCUGCAAAGAUUCUGAAUCAGAUAAUUUUGAUUGUCGUCAUUCAACAAAUCUCUCAUCUCAAAAUUAUACAUCUUCUAGUUCAUCAUCAUCAUUUAUAACUCCAACAACACGUCGAACAACUCGUUCAACAACGUCAUUAUUAUCACGUAUUGCUCAAAGUUCAUCAUCGUCAUCAUCAUCAUCAUCGGAAACAAAUCUUUCAUCAUUAAGUUGUUCAACAUCAUUUAUUGAACCAUCAUCAUCAUCUGAAAUAUGUUCAUCGUCUUCCAUAUUAUCAUUAUCAUCAAAUAUAAAACGUUGUUCAUGUAUAUGUCACUAUCAAGAUAAUACAGAACAAGAUAUACAUAUGGAUAUACAACCAUCUCAUUUAAAAUAUUCUAAUAUAACACCAUUAGCAAUAUUUCAUGCUCAUAAAGCUAUAUUAAUGUCUCGUUCAUCAUCAUUUUCAACCCAACUGCGUAAUUCAACAAGUUAUAAUAAUAAAAUAAAUUCAAAAUUACCAUCAAUUGAUUUAUAUAUUGAUGAUCUUGAUCCACCAACUGUACGUAUAAUGCUUAUUUAUAUAUAUACAGGUCGUUUAAUAACAUCAAAUGAUGAUAUAAAAACAAAUAUAAAUGCUAUUGAUUUAUUUCGUGCUGCUGUUAAAUAUGAUUUACAUGAAUUACGUCAAUUAGCUAAAUCCACAAUGUUAGACGUAUUAAAAAUCGAUAAUGCUAUUGAAAUGCUUGAAGUUAGUGAUCAAGCUAAUGAUGUAUCACUUAAACAACAAGUUUUAGCUUUUAUACGUUCAAAUGCAUCAGCUGUAUCAAAAACAAAUAAUUGGUUACAAUUUUCUAAGCGUUACCCACAUUUAGUUAUUGAUGCAUUUCGUUCACUUGUUACACCACCAUCAACAACAAAUACAAAACAACAUAAUAAUAAUGCUAAUAAUAAUUUUCAUUCAACAACAUUAACUACAACAAGUAAACAAUAUUCAAAAUAUGACUAA
Messenger RNA from Rotaria sp. Silwood2, 2238 nucleotides. NCBI's taxonomy places the organism in Eukaryota, Metazoa, Rotifera, Eurotatoria, Philodinida, Philodinidae. The record is from the annotation of a GenBank genome assembly.